Penicillium riverlandense is the source of this 1215-nucleotide messenger RNA. Its product is annotated as fungal specific transcription factor domain-containing protein. Gene Ontology annotation, biological process: DNA-templated transcription. Lineage: Eukaryota; Fungi; Ascomycota; Eurotiomycetes; Eurotiales; Aspergillaceae. The record is from RefSeq and is a predicted model, not a curated record. Bases 1 to 1215 code for a protein of 404 amino acids. The transcript has a single exon. Gene Ontology annotation, molecular function: zinc ion binding; DNA binding. Gene Ontology annotation, cellular component: nucleus.
AUGACCCUGUCGGUAUCUCUGUACCAUCGCAGUGAAGAACCACUUCCGGUUACCAUGGCCGACGCUAUGUUGACGUGGAAUGUAUUCCGCAAGCGUGGAGCUCAGUGUCUGGUCCAGGCGAACUACCUGGCUCCCGGCCGGUACAAGGUCGAGGCGCUGCUCCUCUACUCCCUGGGGGAGUUUUACCAAAGCCAAGAUGCGCAGAUUGGGGUUUCGUACCUGCUUGGGAUGACGAUCAAAUUGGCCAUGCGCAUGGGCUACCACCGUGAUCCGCGCCACUACACGAACCUUACUGCCCUAGAAGGCGAAAUGCGACGUCGCCAGUGGUGCUUGCUCUGUCAGAUUGAUACUCUGAUUUCGUACCAAGUCGGACUUCCACGGACUAUCCAGCCUUGGCAGUACGACACGGAAUUGCCAUCCAACCUUAUGGACACCGACUUUGACGAGACGACCGCCCAACUCCCACCCCCUCGCCCGGAAGAGGAGCGGACGAUGUCUUCUUACACUCGAUGCAAAGGGCGCAUCAUGUUGGUCUUUGGACAAAUCACCGAUCUGGCAUAUUCUCGAGACCAUGUGGCAUACGAAGAAGCUCUCGAGAUCGAUCGCCGCUUGGAGGAGGCGCACGACAAGCUGCCACAGUUCUUCCGGAUGCAGCCCAUGGCCCAGUGCCUUGCAGAUCCCGUCGACCUGAUCAUGCGCCGAUACUCCUUGGAGCUGCUCUAUCAAAAGUCCCGCGUUGUGCUACACCGCCGAUACAUGGCCGAGGCCCCAGGCAACAAACGAUACUCGUACUCGCGAGGAGUCUGUGUCGCUGCCGCGACAGAAACCCUCCGACACCACGCGGAAAUCUGGAACGAGUCCAUGCCGGGCCGCCAGCUAAACUGUGAGCGGCAGUUUCUAAACUCCUUGCAAAACACCGACUUCCUCUUGUCUGCCAUGAUUCUGUGUCUGGAGCUCUCCCGGGACGGUGAGCGCGGUGACGACCGUACCUUGAACGAGCGUCAACGCACUGAUCUCUUAAUGCUUCUCGAGACCACACAUCGCAUCUUCAAGGAGUCGCGCCGGCAGUCCACUGAUACACAGCGCGCGUUUGCCGCCUUGACGAUCAUGCUGGACCGCGUCAAGAGGGGUGCUAAGGUCAGCAUUGUGCAAAAUAUGGCCGAGCAGCCGGUUAUGCCCAUGAGUGGUAGGUUUCUUUCCUUUCCUGUGUUGUAG